AGAGAUAGGAAGUGAGGCUGACUCAGACUGACAGAGCAGCCUGCAUUCGCAGCAGCCCCGAGCGGCCACUGCUAGCCCUCUGUACCCCCUCCCUCCCUCUCUCUCUGUGUUCAGCUUAGCCCCACACUCAAUUUUGACCUGACCACCUGUUGAGAGCGGCUUCUCAUUAAAGUCUCGUCGUUUUUCGGGGAAGGUUCUUUUCCCUUUAAUUUCGUUACAACAUCUCUGGCAGCGCUCCGUCCCAUUGCAUUCCAACAAUCUUCCGAGAGUUUACCGAGAGCGGAGAGAGCACGGAUACUGAGCCCGCCGGUGGAGCAGCAGUCGGCCUGCACUCUUGCUCGAGCCUCCCCCCGGCAAUGCAAGCUGCCACAUGGAGUAGCCUCGGAGAACAGCACGCUUCGCCUCUGAGUCCCGGCUUCACCUCCUGGAAAUCGGCCGCGCUUCCUAAGAACUUGGGGAUAACAACGACUGGGAGUGGUGCUUUCUCUCCCUCUUUGAACACCAGCUCCAACUUCUCCGUCAACAAUAAGUAUGCAUUACUCAACAGCCCGAGCCUAAAGUCACAGGAUUGCGUCCAGUACAAACCCCACGUCCACUCGACGCUCGAAUAUUUUGCAAACUCCGUGCACCCCCGGGUCGACAUGGCUCACUAUCACGAUUCUUGGUUCAGACCCCCUCCCCAGGGUGGGGCAGCUGAGGACGGGGGUCUCUCGGCCACCUGGUGGGACCUACAUGCAGGCUCCAAUUGGAUGGAUCUUCAGAACAACCAGGCGGGACUUCAAAACUCCCCCCACCCGGGUGCCCUGCAGCCCCCUUUAGGGGGCUACGGGUCCGACCAUCAAAUCUGCGGGACCCCGACCCACCUGAUCCAGUCAGGCCAAGUCAUGAUCAACCAGGACGGCUAUAAGCAAACCGAGCCCAUGCAGGAGCCGCUGCUCCUCAACCAGACCUUGGAAGGAGCUGGGAGGGCAAAGAUUUCCAGGCGUUCCCUAUCCCGGAGCUCGGCGCAGGGGAACUGCCGCUGUCCUAACUGCUUGGAGGCCGAGAGACUGGGCUCAGCCACGGAUGGAAGCAGCAAGAAGAAGGUGCUUCAUAACUGCCACAUUCCGGGCUGCGGCAAAGCCUACGUGAAAACCUCUCACCUGAAGGCUCACCUCCGGUGGCACAGCGGCGACCGGCCGUUCGUCUGUAACUGGCUCUUCUGCGGCAAGCGCUUCACCCGCUCGGACGAGCUGCAGCGGCACCUCCAGACCCACACGGGCUCCAAGAGGUUCUUCUGCCCCAUCUGCAACCGGGUCUUCAUGAGGACCGACCACCUCACCAAGCACUUGAAAACGCACGGGGAAAGCGGGCAGCCCCCCGGCAAAGAGAGCGCCGGCGAGGCUAGCAAGUGCGCGUCGAUCCCGCCUCGGUCCCAGUCUCCAGGGGACAUCCAAAGAGACUGUGAGGGCAAGGGGAUCAGCGAUGGGAUCCCAGUUACUGACCGACAGCAAAAUUAAAGACUUCAAAAAGAAAUGUUUAAAAACCCUCACGUAUGAAUUAGUUGCACUUGUGAACUGCUGUAUGGUGUCCCAGAGUGAGGUUUUGAAGGAAGUUCAACAAAUGUUCCACUGACCCGAUUCUCUUACAUUGCGCAGGGGACGCUUAAAGCGGCUGAGAAAUCAGUUUUCAUCUCUUUGGGACCAAAAAUCUUAAUAGGAUAACUGGGCGCCGGCUCGGUCCCGAACUAGCUUCCUCCCUUCGCAAAACGGUGCAGUAAUCUGUCUCAUGCACAUCCUGCGGCCAAAUAUUUCACCAUCCAGCAAUCUUCUGUGGAAAGAAACUGGCUCAGUGUGUCUCCUCAUUCUCUCCAUAACAAUUUUAAGUUAAUGUAUCACUGAUACCCCCGACCAGAGGAAAUUAUCCUUUCUUAUUCACUCCAUCGAGAGGAAUUUGUAAUUUGUUCAUUUAUAUUUAGUAAUUUCCUUUCAUAUAUAAAAAAUCUAUUAAAUCUACUGUCUUUCUGCUCAAUGUGGAAUUAGUCGUGAUGUUUCACUUCUGCCCUCAUAGCUGUAGCUCUCCACUCCUGGAAUCCUCCUUUACUCUCCAUGAUUUUACCAACCCAAUUGGAAACUGACGUGUUGUUAAUUUCUGAUUUAAUUACAAGGCGAGUGUCCCUGUAAUAUCCUUCUGUCUGUUUCAUCUCCCUGUUCCACAUUUAAAGCCAGAAAUUUGAUUAGAGAUGUUCUUAUUUGAACAACUGGGAGAAUAAAGGGCCAUAACUACAGCAGUUGUUGCAUUUUGAGUUCCCUCCUACAGAACAGCAAUUUCUGAAAACAAACUGCACAGACCAUGAGGGUAAGCUGCACGUCCGGAGAUGAUAUAUCUGUCUCAGUAAGAGUUUUGUAAUUUAAAGAAAGAUACACAGUUCUUAUUUACAAUUAAAAUUAAAUU
Messenger RNA from Stegostoma tigrinum, 2433 nucleotides. RefSeq names its product transcription factor Sp6-like. The record is from RefSeq and is a predicted model, not a curated record. Gene Ontology annotation, molecular function: RNA polymerase II cis-regulatory region sequence-specific DNA binding; DNA-binding transcription factor activity, RNA polymerase II-specific. Bases 357 to 1499 code for a protein of 380 amino acids. Gene Ontology annotation, biological process: regulation of transcription by RNA polymerase II. The transcript has 2 exons. Lineage: Eukaryota; Metazoa; Chordata; Chondrichthyes; Orectolobiformes; Stegostomatidae.